AUGGCUAUGGCUAUGGCUGAAUGGCUGAUCCAGGACUUCAGACUCAGAGUCCAAGGGCCAAGGGAAGGGGCUGCAAUUGAAACGUGGGACUGGCUAGCUGAGAGGCAAAGGGAGGCGUCGGAUCCUUUUGAUUUCUUCAUAGAUCCGGGGAGCCACGAAUAUGACAGCUCUGAUUCUUUUGGGGCCCAGCAGACCCGCUCUUCUCGGCUCAACAAAUCGACAUGCAUAUCUACCAACCUGACUGGCCACCUCAUCGACGGAGGGAACGGAUGUCUCAGCGGCCCUUAUCCCAAGAGGGAAGAAGUCCAGAACGUCCGGACCAUGAGACUGACAGCCAUCGCAACCUGGUCGCUGGGUUCUACCCGUGACCCGGGAAGAUGGGCCUUCCUCGGGCUGUGGCGAUCACCGAAUGGCUUUCUCAAGGCGUCAAGCCUUGGUCACUUGACCGAGGUUGAUUGA
This is a messenger RNA of Aspergillus clavatus NRRL 1, 459 nucleotides long. RefSeq lists its product as uncharacterized. The transcript has 2 exons. NCBI's taxonomy places the organism in Eukaryota, Fungi, Ascomycota, Eurotiomycetes, Eurotiales, Aspergillaceae. The record is from RefSeq and is a predicted model, not a curated record. Bases 1 to 459 code for a protein of 152 amino acids.